Messenger RNA from Nematolebias whitei (Rio pearlfish), 537 nucleotides. Its product is annotated as gastrula zinc finger protein XlCGF7.1-like. Gene Ontology annotation, biological process: regulation of DNA-templated transcription. The coding region runs from base 1 to 537 and encodes 178 amino acids. The record is from RefSeq and is a predicted model, not a curated record. NCBI's taxonomy places the organism in Eukaryota, Metazoa, Chordata, Actinopteri, Cyprinodontiformes, Rivulidae. Gene Ontology annotation, molecular function: RNA polymerase II cis-regulatory region sequence-specific DNA binding; DNA-binding transcription factor activity, RNA polymerase II-specific. The transcript has 3 exons.
AUGACAACUCACACAGGUGAGAAGCCUUUCUCAUGUGAGACUUGUGGAAAAAGAUACAGUGAUAGAAACAGUUUAAAAUACCACAUGGCAACUCAUACAGGUGAGAAACCUUUCUCAUGUCAGACCUGUGGAAAAAGAUAUUGGGAUAGAAAAGGUUUAAAAUACCACUUGACAACUCACACAGGUGAAAAGCCUUUCUCAUGUCAGACCUGUGGAAAAAGUUUUUAUAAAAACUAUGAUUUAAUCAGACACAUGAGAACUCACACAGGUGAGAAGCCUUUCUCAUGUCAGACCUGUGGAAAAAGAUAUUGGGAUAGAAAAGGUUUAAAAUGCCACAUGACAAUUCACACAGAUGAGAAGCCUUUCUCAUGUCAGACCUGUGGAAAAGGUUUUAAUAAAAACUAUGAUUUAAUCAGACACAUGAGAACUCACACAGGUGAGAAGCCUUUCUCAUGUCAGACCUGUGGAAAAAGUUUUAAUCAGAAAUUUGAUUUAAACAUACACGUGAAAACUCACACAGACUUUGGAAUUUGCUAA